CGUCACCUCCGGUUCCGUCUCCCGGCGCCCCCCGCGCGGAUCCUGACGCUGCUUCCGGCGCGUCCGGGCCGAAACGGAUCGGGGCAGCGGAGCCUCCGGGUCGGGGGGCCCAGCGGGGCCGGGGCGGUGCAGGCCCUGACAAUGUCGGAUGGGAUCAUGAGCAAAGCUGCCACCAUGGAGAUCCCCAUCAGCAGCAACGGGGAUGCAGGCAGCCUGCCUGAGGACGAUGGCCUGGAGCAGGACCUGCAGCAAGUGAUGGUAUCAGGGCCCAACCUCAACGAAACCAGCAUCGUGUCUGGCGGCUACGGGGGCACCGCUGAGGGCAUCAUCCCCACCAGCGCCAUCAAAGCCCCUCCAUUUCCAGGCUGUCUUGUCCAACCUCACUCACCCCGAGGACCAUCCAUCUCCCCCAGUGCAUCUGCCGCCAGCAGGAUGGCCAGCCAGGCCGGUGCUUCAGCAGGCUCUGGGCUUCAUCAGCCUCACCCCGGCCCACCGGUGGGAGGGGAGGAAGUUGUCCGUGGGAUCGCCGUGGAGAAGUUUGACAUUGUCAAGAAGUGGGGCAUCAACACAUACAAGUGCACCAAGCAGCUGCUCUCUGAGAGGUUCGGCCGGGGCUCCCGCACGGUGGACCUGGAGCUGGAGACGCAGAUCGAGCUGCUGCGCGAAACCAAGCGCAAGUACGAAUGCGUGCUGCAGCUGGCGCGGGCUCUCACCAACCACUUCUACAGCCUGGUGCAGACGCAGCACGCCCUGGGGGAUGCCUUUGCGGACCUCAGCCAGAAGUCUCCUGAGCUGCAGGAGGAGUUCGGUUACAAUGCAGAAACACAGAAACUGCUUUGCAAGAAUGGGGAAACGCUGCUGGGAGCUGUUAACUUCUUCGUGUCCAGUAUCAACACGCUGGUAAACAAGACCAUGGAGGACACGCUCAUGACAGUUAAGCAGUACGAGACGGCCAGGCUGGAGUACGACGCGUACCGCACAGACCUGGAGGAGCUGAGCAUGGGCCCCCGGGAUGCCAGCACCCUGUGCCGGCUGGACGCAGCCCAGAGCCAGUUCCAGAGCCACAAGGACAAGUACGAAAAGCUGCGCGCCGACGUGGCCAUCAAGCUCAAGUUCUUGGAGGAGAACAAGAUCAAGGUGAUGCACAAGCAGCUCCUGCUCUUUCACAACGCCAUCUCUGCCUACUUCGCUGGGAACCAGCAGCAGUUGGAGCAGACUCUCAAGCAGUUCAACAUCAAGCUGAAGACCCCUGGUGCUGAGAAGCCCUCCUGGCUGGAGGAGCAGUGAGCCCCCCAGCCUGCCCCACCUCGUGCCCCAGCCGGGGAAGCCAUGGACCGUAACUGGGACCUGUGAGCGCAGGCGCAGGGCCAGCCCUCAGUCACGAGCGGUGAGCUGGGGAUGCACCUCGGCCCUGCUGCAGCAGGGGGCACCAAGGGGGCAGGGACCUGGCUAGGGGCAGGUGGAGCUCUGAGCGGGCCCGUUCCCCUGCCUGGGAGCUCCCCCGGCCCGGCAGAGUCCCCUCCUGCCCAGCCCUGCCCUCCCUCCCGGCGCAGACCCCUCGGUGGGAUGGUGGCUGCCUUCCCAGGACUCCGCAGGGCCAGACGCUUCCCUCCCCAGGCCGGGCUGCUCAGACCCCACCAGGCACCGCUGUGGGACAGGGAUGUGUUACGGCCUCCCACCGUCUCCCCGUGGUGCAGGAGGUCGUGUGGCUCCACGUGUCCCAGCUGCCUUCCCCGCUGCUCUGAGCCGGGCUUUGCGGGGCCGGGCAGGAGGUGGCACCACCCCCCCAGCAAAAAAAUGUUUAUUUUGAAAUGAAGACGAAGCUGCAGAGGGGUGGCGCUGGGACUCCCGGGUCCCCUCCUGGACCCUGAGAGGGGCGGACGGGGUCCCGUCCUGGGGCUGCUGUCUGCUCCGAGCCCCAGGCCCGCCCUGUCCCCUCCGGCUGAGCCCUGGUGCUCCCAGGCAGCUGCUCUUGCACUCCCCCAGCCUGGCCGGUCCCCCUACCCCCACACUACACUCCCCUCAGCGAUGGCCGUCCCCAGGCCUCAGCACCCAGCCCCUGGCCGGGGCUUCGCCAGCUCCCACGGGUGGACGCAGGAGGGUUUGGCCACGGCCCUUGGGCUGAAGGCCGCUUUCUCCGGGGGGCUGCGCUCCCAGCCCACUGGAGGCAGGCGGGCAGCCCCGCUCCCUGAGCCCCACAGGCACCGCGAGGGGGGGCGGGGACUCAAACCAAGGACCAAAGGUGGCCGCAUCCCAGGACGCCGCCGGUCCGUGCGCGGUGCGGCUGCGCCUCUGCCUUGCGGCGCCGGGGCUCUGCCUGCUGUCCCGGGGUGGGGGAGCUCGUCCUGCUCCAGCUGAGUGUUGCUUCUAGCCCUGGCCACGUGCAGCACUUGGGCACUUUCUCCUGAAACGAGACGGUUUGUUUUUCUUGCUAAUUUAAUUCCUGGUAAUUUAAUGUCUGGAUCUGACGCCCUCCUCCCCCUGUUUCCUGGUGAAGGUCUGACCCCCUUCUUCCCUCCCCACUUCUGUAAGACUCCGGAAUAAAACAAUAUGGAUCAGAAUAAAACAGUACAGAUCAGAAUAAAAUAGCGUGGAUCAGAAUAA
This is a messenger RNA of Tympanuchus pallidicinctus (lesser prairie-chicken), 2604 nucleotides long. RefSeq names its product ADP ribosylation factor interacting protein 2 (gene ARFIP2). Gene Ontology annotation, biological process: intracellular protein transport; regulation of Arp2/3 complex-mediated actin nucleation. NCBI's taxonomy places the organism in Eukaryota, Metazoa, Chordata, Aves, Galliformes, Phasianidae. Gene Ontology annotation, cellular component: trans-Golgi network membrane. The record is from RefSeq and is a predicted model, not a curated record. The transcript is spliced from 9 exons. Gene Ontology annotation, molecular function: phospholipid binding; protein domain specific binding. Bases 142 to 1287 code for a protein of 381 amino acids.